AUUUUAAUAUUAUGAAAGAAGUGAACACUGAUGCACAGAAAAAGACCUGCUGCUCCAUCCAGCCUUAAUCAACCUUCAAAUCAAAAUUGGAGCAGUAAAUUGGGCCUCAAAAGAUCAACUCAUCAGUCAGUUAAAGGCCACAAAGCUAAUCAGAGAUUCCAUAGUGGAGGAUAUUCAUUAAACGGCAAGUGAACACGUUUCGUGUUAGUUUUUUUUGAGGGAAGCAAAAGAGAAAUGUUUGUAGACAUUUUAAGGGGGAAAAGUAAAUCUCAUAACAACUGUAAAUAGGCAGUUAAUAUGAGCAUUGUACAUUUACCUGUUUGGUGUUCAGUAAAUUUGUAUAGUCUGAACUACAGUCUGAUGUUUAUUCUGUGUCUGUAGUUAAGUAGAUCAUGGGGUAUACCAUUUGUUCAGUGAAGUGACCCAUAGUGCAGUGACUUCUCUUCAGCCCCUCUGUCGCAGUACUUUUCCCUUGAUAUUGGCAGGCCAAGAAACAUCAUGAACUACACAAAGUCCAUCUACAGUAGAGGCUGAUGUUAAAGAGCCAGAGGAAAGUACCAAAGACUUUUUUAAAAAAAAAAAUCCACACAUGUAAAACAUCCCUAAAAUCCUUACUUGCAAGAUCACCAAUUCUAUAAUUUUUCAUUCAGGUUUUCUGAUUAUUGGAUAAUAGACCAUUUUAAACUUUUCCUAUUGUCUCCAAAUCAUGAAAGGCAAAGUGUCAUACUGUAAAUAAGGUUAAUGUUGUGCAUGAGUCAACACCAUUUAGAACAAGCAUUUAAAGAGUUUAAUCCAAGCCUACAGUUCAGGAUAUUCUUUGAACUUCUCAAUUGAAUACAUCUGCUUCAAUAUGUGUUCCUAACAGUAAAGGUUUGGUUUGGAACUGCCUGGAGUACCCAGAGAUCCAGGUACUUUCCAAAAAUAUACCGUAAAUAUAUUUUCAGGUGGCUGAAGGAGUAGUUUAAAGAAUGCUUGAAUUAUCUCCCACCACAAUGGAUCAGUCACUAGCCAAUUGGCUUCUUAAAUGGGAUAUUUUUCACCAUGUUUAGUCUUGUGUUGUUGCAUAGAAAAAAAUAUCAACAUGGGUCUCUGUCCAGCAGACUGGCUGGCGAUUGAUAUUUGUUUCCAUUGCAUGAUACAAAAUAAUUUAUUUUUUGAUUCAAGCAUUUUGCGUAGGAGCAAGUUGAAAGGACAGUAAUGAAAAAAGAAGUUUGGCGUGCAUUGUACAUGAUAAUCCUAAAUAUUCGUACAUCUAGUAACAGUUUUUUAUAUGUCUUGUUUAAAAAGGCUGAAGUUAACUAGGGAAGUAGGAGCUUACAUCUUUCGUGUCUUUUUAAUCGCAGAGGAAGCUUGUUGAUCAAAUGAAGUCCCUUUUCUUUUAAACAGAAUAUGGCAGCAUUGGUAGACCAAGAAGAUUGGACGCGUAACAAUUUAAAACAGGCAAGGCAACAAAUCUAGAACUGUGCAAACACAAUUGUGGUCAAAAGAUUUUUCAGCCCAUGUUUACAUCUGGUAACUGGAGAUUUGAGGCAUUUGUUUUGGACCAACCAACUGAGAAACAGAAAGGGGAGCAGCCUACUGGAGCAGAUGGUUCAAACCUUGUGUGCCUGGAGUUGGAUGUUAAAUGAAGGUUUAUUCCAGGAAAUUUGACUGCCCAGAAAAAGAGAAUUGCAAUGUAGAUACCUUGACCACUGGAGCAGGCCAACCUGUUGGUGACAAGCUAAAUGUCAUUACGGCAGGGCCUCGAGGGCCACUAUUUAUUCAGGAUUCCGUGUUUCUUGAUGAGAUGGCGCACUUCGACCGGGAAAGGAUCCCUGAGCGUGUUGUACAUGCAAAGGGGGCAGGUGCCUUUGGCUUCUUUGAGGUGACCCAUGAUAUCUCAAGAUACUGCAAGGCCAAAAUAUUUCAUCCAGUUGGAAAGAGAACAUCUGUGUCUGUCCGCUUCUCAACAGUUGGGGGCGAAGCGGGUUCGGCAGACACUGUCCGUGACCCUCGAGGAUUUGCUUGCAAGUUUUACACUGAGGAAGGGAAUUGGGAUCUAACCGGUAACAACACCCCCAUCUUCUUCAUUCGGGACCCUUUCUUGUUUCCGUCAUUUAUUCAUACCCAGAAGAGGAACCCGCAGACCCAUCUCAAGGAUGCAGACAUGACCUGGGAUUUUUUCUCACUUCGCCCUGAGACACUUCACCAGCUCAGCUUCCUGUAUAGUGACCGUGGAAUUCCUGAUGGAUUUCGUCAUAUGAAUGGAUAUGGGUCGCAUACCUUCAAGCUGGUAAAUGACAGAAAAGAAGCCGUGUAUUGCAAGUUCCAUUUCAAGACAAAUCAAGGCAUCAAAAAUCUCUCUGUGGAGACAGCUCGUCAGUUGGCUUCUGAUGACCCUGACUAUUCCAUUCGUGAUCUCUAUAAUGCCAUUGCAACUGGAAAUUGCCCAUCCUGGAGUUUCUAUAUCCAAGUCAUGACUUUUCAGGAAGCACAAGCGCACCGCUGGAACCCCUUUGAUGUGACUAAGGUUUGGCCUCAUAAGGACUUCCCACUAAUCCCUGUGGGGCAGAUGGUCCUGAACAAGAAUCCAGUCAAUUAUUUUACAGAUGUGGAACAAAUAGCUUUUGACCCUAGCAACAUGCCGCCGGGCAUUGAACCUAGCCCCGACAAGAUGCUACAGGGUCGCUUGUUUUCAUACCCGGAUACUCACAGACACCGCCUGGGUGCGAACUAUCUUCAGCUUCCUGUGAACUGCCCUUUUAAGUGCCGUGUAGCUAACUACCAGAGAGAUGGACCCAUGUGCUCAACUGAUAACCAGGGUGGAGCACCAAACUAUUUUCCAAAUAGUUUUAGUGGCCCUGAAACUCAGCCUCUGGCCAUAGAGCACUCCUUGACUCUGACGAAUGAUGUUGCUAGGUACAACAGUUCCAAUGAUGAUGAUUACUCCCAGGUAACUGCAUUUUAUCUGCAUGUGCUGAAUGCAGACCAGCGUCGAAGACUGUGUGAGAACAUAGCAGGUCAUCUCAAGGAUGCUCAGCUUUUCAUUCAGAACAGAAUGGUGUGUCUGUUAAACAAAGUUCAUCCUGACUAUGCCGCUCAGGUCCGCUCAUUGCUGGAGCAGUACAAUGCCAAUGGUACUCAGAAGGCAGUGAUCAGAACCUACAGUCGUCAUCCUUCAGCUGACAGGUCAAACCUGUGACAGGUUAAGCCUGAAGUGAAGUGCCACCACUGCAACAAGUUUCUUUAAUGCAAACUGACUAGACCCAAAUAGGCUUCAGUUAUUAACUAUGAUUGUGUAACUGAUCCUUAACCUUCAAAUCUUGUAACUCAAUAAUUUUCUUUUGCAUAUUUUGUUUAAAGACUUAAAAAAAAAAUCUUGUCUAAUUAAUGCUUGCAUUUAUAACCAAUCAGAGUUUCUCCUCUCUUUCUUGCUCCCUCACUCUUUUCCAUUUGCAUUUGCAAAUUCUAACCAUUACUUGCUCCCAGACUUAAGAUACAUGGUCUUGGAGAUUAGGUUUUUUUUUACUGUGCUUCAAAUGAUGCAUCUGAUCACAUGAUGCCUGGUUGAUUUGGGGCACGUGUUUGGCUGAGAAUUCAUAUCGGGCAAUCUCCAGUGAGCUCUUCUACCUCCACUGCUUACUUUUAGCAACACUUUUUUUGAAGAUUGUUCUCCAUGACCCCAACUAAAUGCCUUUUAACACUUAUUCUUAUUACAUAAGUUAAGGCUUCUGCUAAGUAUAGCUUUGAAUACCCAAUGUGCUAGAUUCUCUGCCUUUGUUCUUGCAGUGUGAAGUACAGGAUAAUAACUUGGCUUAUAAUGUGUCAGCUGUAUUGAACAAUACUGAUUUAUUUUUUUUAUAUAACCUGGGAAGUGGGAUGCCAGAUAAAGGAUAAAACUCAAAUUAAUCUAUUAAUGCAACUUACAAAUACUGUUGCAAAUGCAAACUAACUGAUGGAAAUAAUAGUUGUGGCUCAAUUUAUAGCACUUUCACCUCUGAAUCCGAAGGUGGUUGGUUUAAGUCCCUUUAGAGAUGUGAGCACUAAAAUUUAGGCCAAUGCUCCAGUUCAGCGCUAAAGAAACAGCACUGUUGAAGGUGCCAUCUUUUGGACGAGAUGUUAAACCAACGACCUGUCUGGCCUCUUGGAUCCCUUAGCACUAGUUCAAAGAAUAAAUGGUGUCCUCCAUCCUUCAACCAACACACUAAAACUGACUAUCUUGGCAUUAUCACAUUGCUGUUUGUGGGAAUGUGCUGUUGCAAAUUGGCUGCUACGUUUCCUAAAUUACAGCAGUGACCCUCUGUGUUUUAAAUGUUUUGGACUGUAUGUUGUGUUGAAUUGUGUCCCUUCUGACUUGUUCAAGUUUAAUUUCCCAUUAAUGUGGUAGUGACUGCACUUUCCAUUUGUAAUGUCAAAGCAGUUUAAAAAUAGGUCGUUGCUCAGCAUCAGUAAACAUGGAGUAAAAAGUAGCAAGGACCAAUUUAGUUAUUGUGAAAAUCCAUUUCCAUUUUAAGCUGUCCAAAAUGUUGAAUAAUAGUUAAGAAAGCAUUGUGAUUCAAUAAUGAACUUAUAUUUAUGUAGCAUCUGUCAUAAACUCAAGACAAUACAAAGCACAUUUCAGCCAAUUAAAUACUUCUGAAGUGUAGUCACUGUUAUAACGUUAAGAAACUUGGCAAUCAUUUUGUUCCAUAAGCAGCAAUGAAAUAGAUACCUUGAUAACCUGAUUUUGUGUUAAAGGCUGGGGGAUAAAUGUUAGCCAGGACACUGGUGAGAGCUCUCCUGCUCUUCAAACGUGUGUGAGAAUCUUUUACAACCACCUGAGAGGGCAGCCAGCAUCUCACCCGAAAGAUCUUGGCGAAUGAAUAUAUUGCUGCAAAGCCUAAUCGGAUGCAGCUUGGUGUCAGAUUCUUCAAUCUCUAAAACUAAGAAGACUUGCCUAGACGUUUUAAUGUUAGAGGAAUUUUGGUGAUGCUAAUCAUGUAACAUGUACUUGGGCUUCCUUUUGUUUUCAUAGACAGAGUUAGUUUCCUAUAAGCAAUCUGUUUCGGUUCCUAAAGCUGCUUUUUUUAACCUGGUGUUUAUGGAUUGUGCACACAGUUUUAACAAUUAAACAAUCUGCUGCAACUUGGAGUUAUCGGAGGAUACUCUGAAUGUCUCUUCUGUUUCAGGAGAUGAAAUAAUGCCACCGGAUCAAUGGCUGCAGACUUAAACUUUUUAGCUAAUUUGACAAUGUUAAAAAUAAUGCAUAAGGGAAAAAGUCAUACUGAGAUUCAAGCACAACAUAAGCUAGUUUUUAAAAACCAGUAAGGGGAAAAAAAUCAGCUUUUCUCAGCAAACACCGUUCAUGGUGUUAUUUUAAAUGAUGAUAGCAUGCAGUUUCCAUCCCUCACUCUUCAUAAAGGUUUGAGGAAACUAAACACCACAAGCAUUUGUGGGUUUAUGUGGAGCCUUUAUCAUUGAUUAAAUUUUGCAGAAUUAAAAAUAAUUGGAAAGUACAGUUUGGUUAAAAUUGGAUUGGAUUAUACAAUACUCCUUCAAAGAAACAAAGUUGUUUUAAAUUUAGGAGCAAGAGGUUACUGAGGCUCAAAGUUAGACAAUGGUUUUCUGAUAUUUUUAGCUGAGACUUAAAAUAAAUUUUCAUAUCUAGUAUGUACUUUGACCAAUGUGUACUCUUUCUGGAAUUAUAUUGCAUACAUUUGCAUGCAAUAUUUCUUCUAGCUGAUUUGCUUAAUUAUUAAUAUGAAAGUUAACCCAAUCAUAACUGAAAUAAAUAAACAAAUACAAUGUGAAAGUGGUAAUGUGAACUAGGAACUUGUGACAACAAAUCAAGCCUGAAUAGGCAGCAAAGUCUCCAAUACAAGAGAAGGAAGCCAAUAAUAUUGCCUGUAGCGAGUGGUUAAGGUUAGGAAUGCUCUGCCUGAGAGUGUGGUGGAGGUAGGUUCAAUUGAAACAUUCAAAAGGGAAUUAGACUGUUAUCGGAAAAAGAAGAAUGUGCAGGAUUACAGGGAGAAGACAGUGGAAUGGCAUUAAGUGAAUUGCUCGUUCGGUGAGAUGGUACAGACAUGAUGGGCUGAAUGGCCUCCUUCUGCACUGUAACAAUUCUGUGAAAUACUUCUCCAGCAAAACUGAGAACUUACCACUGGAAAUUAAAUUUGUAACUUGGUGGAGGUUAUUUUUAAAGCUUAAUAAAAUUACAAGAAUGUGAUUGAUUACAUUUA
Molecule: messenger RNA, 6197 nt
Organism: Carcharodon carcharias (great white shark)
Lineage: Eukaryota; Metazoa; Chordata; Chondrichthyes; Lamniformes; Lamnidae
Gene: cat
Product: catalase
Exons: 14
Coding region: 1625-3181 (518 amino acids)
Biological process (GO): hydrogen peroxide catabolic process; response to hydrogen peroxide
Cellular component (GO): mitochondrion; cytoplasm; peroxisome
Molecular function (GO): heme binding; catalase activity
Source: RefSeq, a predicted model, not a curated record